Molecule: messenger RNA, 784 nt
Organism: Cydia fagiglandana
Lineage: Eukaryota; Metazoa; Arthropoda; Insecta; Lepidoptera; Tortricidae
Exons: 3
Coding region: 11-784 (257 amino acids)
Source: RefSeq, a predicted model, not a curated record
CUUCGGGAUCAUGAUCACGAAAGCGGCAAUACUGUUCCUAUUUGGGGCAACAUUAACAUCGGCUCAAUUUUUUCCUCGUAUGGGCAUAGCCUUCAGAUCAAAUGGCUGCCCAUCUGGCCCUGAACUAGCCCCAAUAAUUUGCAAAUUUAUGCAGCCAACGCUCUCACAAUUCAAGCCACAGCUUAUUGCGCCUACGACAUACAUCGCACCACUGGUCGUUGAAAAAUGCGAUAGUCCGCAGUUGCAAAUGGAUGAACUGCCAGUACCGAUUGAGGAGUUCAAACCUUUAGUGAUUCCUGAGCCGCCGGUGCUGCCGCCAUUGACGAUCCCGAAGUUCCCCGUUCCCGUCAUCAUUGAGGAACCACCAGCAUCCGUUCCUGAACCUGGUGAAUAUGCAGACAUUCCUGUAAUGCCUGUGAAUAUUCCUGCAGCUCCGGUCCUACCACCUAUGGAAAUACAUGAAUCUUACAUAGAAGUGAAACCUGUGCCUGAAGAGAUUGUUGAAAUAAAUUCAAAUACAAUUGAAUUGGAACCUAUCUCGGUGCCACAGCCUCCCGAAUUACCCGCGUUCGUAAUGCCAGAGAUUCCUAUUCACGUGGUAGCAGUAGAGCCCGCGGCGCAGUACCUAUAUGAGCCAAUCCCAGCACCGAUUCCAGCGUAUAUUGAGCCACUAGCCCCCCUGCCUGCCGCUCCAGAAUUGCCAGUUUUGGUAAUGCCAGAGGUUCCUGCUGCACCUUCUCUGGAAGAUGAGCCAAUCCCAGCAUACAGUUACCAGCUUUCGUAA